This is a messenger RNA of Alternaria atra, 3246 nucleotides long. RefSeq lists its product as uncharacterized. The transcript has 3 exons. The record is from RefSeq and is a predicted model, not a curated record. The coding region runs from base 1 to 3246 and encodes 1081 amino acids. Gene Ontology annotation, molecular function: GTPase activity; GTP binding; translation initiation factor activity. Lineage: Eukaryota; Fungi; Ascomycota; Dothideomycetes; Pleosporales; Pleosporaceae.
AUGCCGCCAAAGAAGAAGGGCAACAAGAAGACGCAGGACGACGACUGGGAAGCCGAGCUCGGCGAGUCUGUCGCGCCUCAGGAUAGCGCUGCAGCAGAACCCAAGUCUGAGGAUGCUGCCGCCGAGGAUGAUGUUGCAGGCGGUGGUCUGAUGGCUGCUCUUGCAAAGCGCGGCAAGAAGAAGAACAAGAAGGGCGCAAACCUUGAAGUCGAAGGCGAGGACCCACCCGUUGAUGAUGCAAACGGGGAUUUCGACAACAAGGCACCACAAGAAGGAACAUUUGACGACGAUGACGAUGAUGUCUUUGCUGGGAACUACGGUAAGAAGAAGGGCAAGGGUGGCGCUGCUGCCAAGGCAGAGGAGCCUGUCGAGGAGAAGUCCACUGAUGCCCCGCGUGUAAAGACCAAGGCAGAGAAGGAGAAGGAAAAGAAGGAAAAGGAGAAGCAGCGAAAGAAGGAGUUGGCUGCGAAGAAGAAGGCCACUGGUCCUGCCAAAGCUGAACCUGCGAAGCCUACCGAAACCAAGCCAGAAGCCGCUGUCGCACCCUCAGUCCCUACACCCGCCCCAGAUACUGCUCCUGCUGCUGGCGGCAAGAAGAAGAAGCUCAACCCCGCGCUAGCUGCCCUCCAAAAACAACAGGAAGAGCGCAAGAAGAGAGAGGAAGAGAUAGCGCGUGCUGAGGCUGAAGAGAAAGCUAAGCUAGAGGAGCUGGAGCGACAAGAGGCUGAAGAGAAAAAGCGCAAGGAGGAAGCCAAGCAACUCAAAAAGCAGAAGGAGAAAGAAAAGAUUGAGCAGCUAAAGAAGGAGGGCAAGUACAUGACAAAGGCUCAAAAGGAAGCCAAGGCAAAGAACGAACUCCGUCUACAGCAGCUGCUAGAGCAGGGUGGUACGAAAGUCGCUGGGCUUGCCGAUGAAGUCGACAAGAAGAAGAAGCCAGUGUACGAUGACCGCAAAAAGAAAAAGAAGAAGCAGGCCGAGAGUCAACAGGAAAAGGAGGCCCGAGAGGCUGAGGAGGCGGCCAAGAAGAUGGAAGAGCUCAAGCUGGCCGAAGAACAAGCUGCCGCUGCAGCUGAAGCCGCAGAGAAGGCCCGUCUUGACGCUGAGGCGAAGAAGGGUGAGGACGGUGACUCUGCCGACGACUGGGAGGCUCAAGCCGACGAAUUAGAGGGUGUCAAAGACAGCUGGGACGUCGACACCGAUGAGGAAGAAGAGCGUAAGGCAAGUGAGAAGAAGUCCAAGGAAGAGAAGGCUGCCGCGGAGAAGGCUGCUGCAGACAAGGCUGCCAAGUCCAAGGACGCCAGCUCAGAUUCCGAUUCUGAAGACGACAGUGAAGAUGACUCAUCGGAAGACGAAGAAGGAACAGCCACACAGCGAGCUGAAGCCGCUCGUAAAGCUGCCGCCGCCGACCGACGAAAGCAGGCUCACGAGGAGGCUCUUGCUGCGCGGUCAAAGGACAACCUGCGAUCUCCCAUUUGCUGUAUUCUUGGCCACGUUGAUACUGGUAAAACGAAGCUGCUCGACAAGAUCCGUCAGACCAACGUGCAAGAAGGCGAAGCUGGAGGUAUCACACAACAGAUUGGUGCCACCUACUUCCCUGUGGAGGCACUUCAGAAGAAGGUUGCUGUUGUUAACAAGGACAACGACUUUGUUUUCAAUGUCCCAGGUCUCCUAGUCAUUGACACACCCGGUCACGAGUCUUUCACCAACCUACGAUCUCGCGGUUCUUCGCUCUGUAACAUUGCUAUCCUCGUUAUCGACAUCAUGCACGGUCUUGAACCCCAGACCAUCGAGUCUAUGAAGCUGCUUAGAGAUAGGCGGACACCAUUCAUCGUCGCUCUCAACAAGAUCGAUCGUCUGUUCGGCUGGAAGAAGAUCGACAACAACGGCUUCGAGGACAGUUUGAGCCUCCAAAAAGCCUCUGUUCAGUCUGAAUUUGAGGAGCGAUGGACCUUUGUUCGCACUCAGCUGCAAGAGCAAGGUUUCAACUCAGAGAUCUUCAACAGAAACAAGAACAUGGCCAAGUACGUCUCCGUAUGCCCGACGUCAGCGCAUACCGGAGAAGGUAUCCCUGAUAUGAUCAAGCUCAUUGUCAAGCUUACGCAAGAGCGCCUUACAAACAACCUCAUGUACCUUUCUGAGGUUGAGUGUACUGUGCUUGAAGUCAAGGUCAUUGAAGGUCUUGGUACUACCAUCGAUGUUAUCUUGUCCAACGGUGUUCUUCACGAAGGUGACCGGAUAGUAUUAUGCGGUAAUCCAGAACCUAUAGUAACCAAUAUCCGAGCGCUAUUGACACCGGCUGAGAUGAAGGAGCUACGUGUCAAGUCACAAUACGUGCACAACAAGGAGGUCAAGGCCGCCAUGGGUAUCAAGAUCGCUGCCGAUGGGCUCGACCAAGCCAUCGCCGGUUCGCGCUUACUUGUUGUCGGUCCCAAUGAUGACGAGGAGGAUCUUAUGGACGAGGUCAUGGGCGAUCUGGCGCACUUGCUCAGCAAGGUCUCCAAGACUGGUCGUGGUGUCUCGGUUCAAGCGUCCACCCUGGGUUCGCUCGAAGCGCUCCUCGAGUUCUUACGUGUCUCGAAGAUUCCCGUGGCUACCAUUUCCAUCGGCCCUGUAUUCAGAAAAGAUGUCCUUCGAGCCGGUAUCAUGUUAGAAAAGGCCAAAGAAUACGCUGUCAUGCUGUGUUUCGACGUCAAGGUCGACAAGGAAGCCAAAGCGUACGCAGAGGAAAUUGGUGUCAAGAUCUUCGAAGCCGACAUCAUCUACCACUUGUUUGACAAGUUCACAGCGCACAUGAAGCAGCUUGAGGAGCAACGGAAGGAGGAGUCGAAGAUGUUAGCUGUCUUCCCUUGCGUACUCAAGCCGGUUGCCGUCUUCAACAAGAAGGAUCCCAUCAUCAUUGGUGUGGAUGUUACCGAAGGUGCUCUGAGGAUGACCACGCCUAUCUGCGCGGUCAGGAAGAAUGCUACGACUGGUGCCAAGGAACUCAUUCAAUUAGGAAGAGUUACUUCCAUUGAGCGUGACCACAAACCCAUGCAAAUCUGCAAGAGGGGUCAGCCCUCCGUCGCCGUCAAGAUCGAAGGCAGCAACCAGCCCAUGUACGGACGCCACCUGGAAGAAGACGAUAUUCUCUACUCGGCUAUUAGCAGAAAGAGUAUCGAUACACUCAAGGAGUUCUUUAGGAGUGAUGUCAGCCAGGACGAGUGGAAGUUGAUUGUACAGUUGAAGCAGCUUCUUGAUGUGCAGUAA